Molecule: messenger RNA, 2452 nt
Organism: Bombus pascuorum
Lineage: Eukaryota; Metazoa; Arthropoda; Insecta; Hymenoptera; Apidae
Product: transmembrane protein 64
Exons: 4
Coding region: 333-1190 (285 amino acids)
Source: RefSeq, a predicted model, not a curated record
AAAGCUGCGUGGUAUUGCAAAAUGAAAUGUUCCUGCUUUCACACCAACAGAGUGCUUGACGUAAACGAAAAUCAUAAACGGAUUUUAAUUAUGUUCUACAAGUUUAUGUUAUUUAUCUUUUUAUCACAAAACUGUUAUAUUUUUCAAUAAGAAUGAUAACGGAUGAACGAAAAAUCGAAAAUAAAACAUAAUAUUGUUCAUAUUUGAUGAUAAUAGGAAAAGUAUAGAAAAUUGCAAUUUACGAAAUUGUUUAUUAUGGUAGGUAGUGAGGUCAUAGCAAAAGAAUUGAAUGAUUUUUUCCUUAUUCAUAAUGAGGAAUAGACAUAUUGGACAUGGAUAUAAUUAAUAUAGAAGAUGUGGAAACUGGUGUUCGUCCAUCUAAGAACUCUACUUCGAUACAGUGUAACUGUAUCCACUCAAAUUCAGUGUGCUACAUUGUAGUAACAAUUGCCACCCUGGCACUUUUGGGUGCAAUUGUUUUUAUCUGCAGAGACUAUAUUAAAGUGUUGCUUUAUUGGAUUGAACAUCAGAACAUAUGGAUUGUUACUGUAAUAUUUAUUGCAUUGUUCACAGUGGUCUCAUUCCCUAUUGUAAUCGGAUAUUUAUUCCUUAUCAUUGCUAGUGGUUAUUUAUUUGGCAUAUUAAGAGGCAUUGUCAUGGUAGUUUUGUCUGCCAAUUUAGGAAUAGCUAUAGCACAUGUUACCCUUAGUGCGUUGUCAUCUAAAUUACCUAUUGGAGCUCUUUUACAAAAUGAUACUGCAAGAGCUAUUCUCAGAGUUAUAUCUGGACCACAAGCUUUCAAGGUUGUGUUAUUUGCAAGAUUAACUCCCAUACCUUUCGGUCUACAAAAUACCAUUUUUGCGGUAAGCAAUAUGGGUGGUAUUCGAUACCACAUAGCUAGUGCAUUAGGUUUAUUACCUGCUCAAAUCAUCAAUAUUUACCUGGGCAGUAGUUUAAGAUCUAUGCAAGAUGUCCUUGAAGAUAGAUCAACAGCAGCAACUGGUUACAUUGUUUUCUGUUUCCAAAUUCUAAUAGGUAUUUCACUGAUGGUAUAUGUUGUACAAAAAGCACGUAGGGAACUUCAACUGGCAUUAUUAGAAGCUGAUCUUGCCUCAAUGGCUCAAACCUCUCAUUACCUUCUUGAUACAUUACCAGACUCUAAAAUCGUUCUAACAAAUCUGAUUGCUUAAAAAUUGGAAAUUUUAUUUUUUAAUUAGAUGCCUACAUAUUUCAUAUUUAACACUAUUUUAUUCACUUUGUUAUAGACUAGUUAAUGAAAGAAUGUUUAGUAGAUCGAAGAAAUUCAAUUUACUAUUCAUUAAUAACAGAGUUAUACAUGCAUCUUUUCCACAUAAUAUUACUCUGAAAGUACUGAAUAUUUUGUGAUACAAGCAACAGUAUAAUGAAUAAUUGCUUUAUUAAAUAUACUUCAGUGAGCAUUUUUAGACAAUAACAAGGACAAAUAGAGUAUCAUGUUAAUAUUAAAUUUUUCUAUUUAUUUUUUUUUUCUCGCAAAAAAACAGAUUUUGUGCCAAAUUUUAUUUUUUACAUAUUUGAAAUCCCCAUAUAUUGUUGUCUUCACAUAUUUAGAAAAUUUGAUUGCAUUUACAUCUGUUGAUAUACAAUAAUUUUUAUGUAAUGUUGGCAGCUUUGCGUUUACUUUGGAUAAUAUUUUUGCAUAGUAUAAAAUGUCUUCCAAAACAUGUAUUAAUUUGAAUUUUACAUGAAAGAACAUAUUGAGAAACUGAUUAGAAAGAAAAGAUUAUAGAAGAAAAAUGUACAGUCAAACAAGUAUAUGAAACAUGAAGAUUUUAAAGUAUUAAGAUCAAAAGCAAUAACUUAUUUAAUUCGUACAAGUUGCUUUACGUACUCGUAUAUGUGAUUUGAAGUAUUUAACUUCCGUAAUUUACAUGUAACAUAUAGAAAACUGCAUUUUCCAUGAAAAUAACAGGGAACAUACAAAUAACAUUUAAAUGUUAUAUGACGAAUUAUCAAGUAAAUUUGAUGCGCAUUUUAUUUUUCGAAGACUGACUGUUUAAUAAUUGAAGUUGCAGAUAAAGAUGUUGAUUACAAUUUCCGUCGCCCUUUUAUUAUAUGUAUGGAUGAACAUUACGAUUCUUUUCAAAAUGAAUUUAAACGUCUGCUUUUAAUAUAUACCAUAGUUUUAAUUCAGAUAUCUAUCAGCUACACAGCGUUUGCGAAUGUUUACGAUAGGUAGAUACUCGAACGCGUUAGAUACGUACCCGAGUGUACUUCAUUAAGGGACAAAUGAAGGAAACAAAUAUGUGUAUAUAAUUAUUAAUUUUCAUUGUUCAUGCUUAUCGUAAGUGACCAUGUACAGAAUAAACUUAAACACAAUCAAUUUGCAUGAAUAAAAUGUAAGAACUACAUAUGUUGUACAAAUGUAACAUACAUAAUUAUAUCAAAUAAAAGGAGUUGAAUUCACGUAUUA